AUGCCGUCCACGGCGGGCGGUCCCAACGCGCCACGCGACCCGCGACGGGAUCCUGCGUUCCGCGCAGAGUGCCGCGCCAACAUCGACCAGUUCCUUUACUCGCACGGCCUGCCGCCUCUGUCGAGCAAGACCAAGGAUCCGAUCCAGAAGGAGAUUGAGGCAACGUUCCGCGCCCUCUCAGAGAUACUCGUCGGCCCGACCACGCGUGGCAAAAAGUUUGAGGACGACUGCACGGCCAUGCUCCGCGACCUCAAGUGCCCGUAUCUCGACUUUUUGUCAAAGUCGGCCAUUGCGGUCGCGGGCUCGGAAAAGUACUGGCCGCUGAUGCUGGCGACGCUUAGCUGGAUGGUCGACCUCUGCAAGGCAUCCGAAGAGACAUGGCAUGUGGCGGAGACAGAAGACCCGCUGUUUAUCCCGCCUUCAGAGCUCCCUGUCGACUAUGAGCGCAUCGAGGAUCUGCUGCUUUGGGACUACUGCUCGCAGGCGUACACCAAGUGGUGCCGCGAGGAGGAGUGGCCCGAGGCGGACCAACAGCUGCGGGAGGCUUAUGGCAAGUACGUCGACGAGUGCGACCGGCUCCAACUACAAAUCGGCAAGCGGCAGGCAGAGCUCGACGCACUCCAGACUCAGCAGUCAAAGCUCGUAGCCGCCGAGGAACACUACCAGAGCCUCGUGUCCGACCGCGCCAAGUUUAUCGACCAGACCGAGCUCCAUGAGAAGAAGAUUGCCAGCGACGAGCGCAAGAUUCAAGAGGCACAGACCCGGCUUCAGCAGUUUAGUGAGUUUCCGGGCCAAUGCGAGCUAACCUCUUCAGAACAACGACUCGAAGCCGUGCAGGGAGAGCUUGCCGAGGCCCGGGCUGCCGUUGCGGCUCAAAACUUGUCCCCGGAGGAGGCGACGCGCAUGAACACUGAACAGGAGCACCUCCGAAAGACGCUCGAAAAGUUCCACAUUAGCAUCAAGGAGGUCUCUGACAAUGUCGACAACAAGGAAUUUGAGCUCACGCGCGCCAUGGACAAGUUUGCCGACGAGAUUGACAAGUACAACACGCUUGGCAGCCGCAUCGGCAUCAUCCACUCGGACAGCGACCAGCACACGACAAACCUCCAGAUCUCGCUGGAUCUUUCGACACUUGGCCCCGCCGAGCUGCGAGAGGAGGCGCGCCGGCAAAUGGACGCGAUCCUUCCCGCCUUGCAGGGCCUCUACCAGGCGGUGCACCGGCAGGCUGCCGAGCGGCGAGCAGAGGCGGGCGAGUUGCGAGAGCAGCACGAGACCCUCUCACAGGACAUGGAUCCACGGCGAGAGGAGGUAGCUGGGCUCGAGGACCGGCUCGCGCGUGUGCAAAAGCAGGUCGAUGACGCCAAGGCUCAACUCCAAACAGAGACUGCCGACGCCAACCACAACAUUGCAAAGCUCGAGGCCGAGGUGUCCAACGUGGUCAAGGAGACGCAGCAGGGUAUCUUUGCCGCGCAAUCACAGCUCGACAGUGUCACUAUAGAGUUCCGCGAGUUCCAGCACCAGACAAUCGAAGUGCGGCAACGAAUCGUCGCGCAGCUCAUGGACCACAUUGCCAAGCUCGUCAAAGCACGCGAGCACACUAUCGAGGCGCUCAAGGGCGUGCGCACGUUUGCCGAGACGCAGUGA
This is a messenger RNA of Trichosporon asahii var. asahii CBS 2479, 1644 nucleotides long. RefSeq lists its product as uncharacterized. The coding region runs from base 1 to 1644 and encodes 547 amino acids. Gene Ontology annotation, cellular component: Ndc80 complex. The transcript is spliced from 5 exons. Lineage: Eukaryota; Fungi; Basidiomycota; Tremellomycetes; Trichosporonales; Trichosporonaceae. Gene Ontology annotation, biological process: attachment of mitotic spindle microtubules to kinetochore. The record is from RefSeq and is a predicted model, not a curated record.